GCAGAGACCUGGCCCGGGGCCCCACGGGGAGGGCAUGGCCCACAGUCCCCAGCGCCGGCCGGCUCUGGGUUCCAGGAGAACUGCACGAUCCUCGGGGAGCUGGUGAGGCUGCAGGGCCAGAAGUCCUUCCUGCUGGGGUUCAGCACGCGUGCCGACUCCGUGCUGGAGAUGAACAUGGCCAAGACCAGCCAGGUGGUGGCCACUUUCCUAGAUGAGCUGGCCCAGAAGCUGAAGCCCCUCGGGGAGCAGGAGCCCGUGAUCCUGGAGCUAAAGAAGGCCGAAUGCCAGAGGCGGGGCCCGCACUUUGACGGGCCCAUCAACGCCUGGGACCUGCGCUACUACAUGAACCAGGGGGAGGAGACGCGCUACCACGAGGACCAGUACCUGCUCAAUGAGUCCUUCCCCAUGCAGGUGGUCACGCGCGGGCGGCUGGGCAUCUCCCAGGAGCUGCUGGGGCUGAUCUUCGACCUGGAGGAGGGCGCCAACGUGUGUCACGAAGACGUGAGGCUCUACACGGUCCGGGACGCGGCCUCAGGCAAGGUCUCCAUCGGCAAGUUCUACCUGGACCUCUACCCUCGGGAAGGGAAGUCCGGGCACGCGGCCUGCUUCGGCCUGCAGCCGGGCUGCCUGCAGCAGGAUGGGAGCCGCCAGAUCGCCAUCGUGGCCAUGGUGGCCAACUUCACCAAGCCCACGCCCGACCCGCCCUCCCUGUUGCAGCACGAUGAGCUGGAGACCUACUUCCACGAGUUCUGGCAAGCGAUGCACCAGCUCCGCUCCCAGGCCUCCUCAACCUGCGCCAGAUCGUCCUGGCCGAGGUGGACCAGGCCCUGCACACGCAGACGCCCACAGACCCGGCCCAGGAGAAUGCCCGUCUCUGCCAGGAGAUCCUCAGGGGCCCAGCCAUGCCAGGUAGCCAAGCGCGAGCCGGCUGUGGCCCGCGGAGUCCGAGGGUGGGGUGGGCGUAUCUGCACGUGCUUUCUGGAGAGCCUGGAAGAGGCAGGAGAGGGCUUCAUAGCCCGGACGGAACGCGUCGACGAGGUUUGCCCGGGGCCGGGCAGGAGCCUCUCCGCGUGUGUCCCAGGGACCCACCUGCCUGCGACCUUCGGCCGCCUGGCAGGAAGAUACAGCGCCCAGUCCUAUGGCUACCUGUGCAGCGAGGUGUACUCCGUGGACACGUUCCACACACGCUUCAAGCAGGAGGGCGUUCUGAGUGGCAAGGUUGCCAUGGACUACAGAAGCUGCAUUCUGAGGCCAGGCGGCUCCAAGGAUGCCAAGGGCAUGGUGAAGCUCUUCCUGGGUUGCGACCCCACGCAGGAUGCCUUCCUCCUGAACAAAGGGCUGCAGGUUGAGGGCUGCAAGCCGCCGGCCUGCUGACGGCACGGGGUUCUGCCCACCCAGGUGGGCCCGGUGCCUUAGCACCCCGCCAGGGCAGGGGAGGGGCCGCGUGUCCUCCCAGCCCCUGAGUCCCUGGCGGCCGGCCUCGGCCAAAAGUUUCCACCUGGACGUGUCUGGAGAGCCUGGCGUCAAGGCUCCCCCUUGUUGCACUAACGUAAUCCCUUCCUGGGGAGCUUUCCUACUUACAAAACGGUUCUUUGAAAACACAGCCAUUAAUAAAAAGACUCCA
Eubalaena glacialis (North Atlantic right whale) is the source of this 1624-nucleotide messenger RNA. Its product is annotated as thimet oligopeptidase-like. The record is from RefSeq and is a predicted model, not a curated record. Gene Ontology annotation, molecular function: metalloendopeptidase activity. Lineage: Eukaryota; Metazoa; Chordata; Mammalia; Artiodactyla; Balaenidae. Gene Ontology annotation, cellular component: mitochondrial intermembrane space. Gene Ontology annotation, biological process: peptide metabolic process; proteolysis.